This is a messenger RNA of Xenia sp. Carnegie-2017, 1084 nucleotides long. Its product is annotated as keratin-associated protein 4-5-like. Bases 113 to 829 code for a protein of 238 amino acids. The record is from RefSeq and is a predicted model, not a curated record. The transcript is spliced from 2 exons. Lineage: Eukaryota; Metazoa; Cnidaria; Anthozoa; Malacalcyonacea; Xeniidae.
GCCCUUCCUUUCUGUCAGUAUUAUUCAAAUUAUUGCGUGGCGUAUCGAAAAAAAUCUAACAGCCAUUUCUGUGCAAAAAAACGUCCAUAUUUGAAAGAUUUUUGUCAACACAAUGUAUUCAAAAGCCUUGGAAAAUGUAGUUCUCUAUGUUUUUCUUGUCAGUGGAGUGUUUGGGAUACAACAAAUAUGUAACCCUAGUGUCGUAAAUUGCCCACCAUUCAGUUGCAAUGGGAAUGACACAUGUCUUCAAAUUUGUGCUAAUAGGCAAUGUCCAGAGAUGGCAUGCAAUUCAGGAAGCAGUUGUCAGCAGAUAUGUUUCAACUGUAGCAGCACUAUGACAUGUUCUUCAAAAAGUUGCAAGCAAAGCUGUUCAUCAAGAAAUUGUAAUAUGAAAUGUUCUCCAAAUGUUGAAACUUGUGAGCAAUUAUGCCCAGAGAAUUCAACUUGUAACAUUGAGUGUGACAAAGAUAAGACUAAUUGCGAAACAGAAUGUAAAGGUAACUGUCCAGGAAUAGAAAAACCCAUACAAGAAAAUGAAAUAUGCAGUGACAAAGUUUGCAAUAUAACUUGCAAAAAUGGUUGUGAAAAAAAGAGUUAUACAUGUCGGUCUGAAGAAUGUCGUAUGAGUUGUGAUGGUUGUACUAUGAUUUGUGAAAAUACAGUUAAGAGAUGUCAUCGAACAUGUAUUGGUGAAAACCCAUGCAAAGGAGAAUGUAAAGCGGAAAAAUGCUACAAACAAGGAAAGUUUCGUAAUUCAUCUUUUAUUUGUAGAUUGAAUAACUUUGCACUAAUUUUUGCAUUACUGCUUUUAUACAUGUUAAAUGAUUAAUUUUCAGUUACACAAUAUUUGAAAAUAAGUCAUUUGAAAUGGUGGUUAUUGAAGUGUGAAAUAAUUGGUUAAUUUCUUAAAUAUCACUUGCAUGCCUUGCAUAAACUUAUAGACAUGAAAAUUUUUAAAUGGAUAUUGAAUUGUGUUUUGUGCAUGCUAUCUUUUUAUGUUUAAAAUUAUGUUGGUAACAUGUGUAAACCUUAUCUAAGAUAGCAUUUAUUUUAGUUGGAACAAUAAAGUCUUCAUGGAAUCAAA